Xenopus tropicalis (tropical clawed frog) is the source of this 2763-nucleotide messenger RNA. RefSeq names its product vasoactive intestinal peptide receptor 1 (gene vipr1). Lineage: Eukaryota; Metazoa; Chordata; Amphibia; Anura; Pipidae. Bases 233 to 1567 code for a protein of 444 amino acids. Gene Ontology annotation, biological process: G protein-coupled receptor signaling pathway; cell surface receptor signaling pathway. The record is from RefSeq and is a predicted model, not a curated record. Gene Ontology annotation, cellular component: membrane; plasma membrane. The transcript is spliced from 13 exons. Gene Ontology annotation, molecular function: G protein-coupled receptor activity; vasoactive intestinal polypeptide receptor activity; transmembrane signaling receptor activity.
UAGAAAGCAAUGGCCAGUUAGUGCGAGUGUCGCAAGUGUGUGCAACCUGCCGCGGCUGGCUCCUACCCGGGAUCCCUGACUCGCCCCCCUGGCUACUUACUGCUGUCAGCCCAAGGUGACUUGUCUGCGCAAUCUGGAUGUUCCUAUGUGGGGGCCACACUAGCCUCUGCUCCGUGUCACUGGGACUGCGACUGUCACACCCCCCCAAAUAAGUGCAACUUCAACCGGAGACAUGGGCUGUGGGAAAAGGCAUCUUCUCCUGGGGGCAUUCACUUGCCUGAUGUCCACUGUUUUCUGCAUGCCCCCAGAAUGUAUCAUCAUGGCGGAGAUCGCCCAGAAACAUGACGAAUGCGUGCAGAUCUCUGAAGCUGAAAACCAUACGUUGGGCUGCAAAGCAUCAUGGGACAACAUAACGUGUUGGAGGUCGGCGAGCGUCGGAGAAGUGGUGGUGAUGCCGUGCCCCGAUUACUUCGGCUUUUUCUCGAAUGUGCAAGGGAAUGUUUCCAGAAAUUGUACGGAACACGGCUGGACGGAUAUGUUUCCUGCUCCCUAUGCAAUUGCCUGCGGCUUUGAUACCAACAACACCACCAAUGGGCAGACUGAAUUCUUCUCGAUGAUAAAGACUGGCUACACCAUCGGGCACAGCGUAUCCCUUAUUUCUCUCACCGCGGCAAUGAUCAUCUUGUUUUUUUUCAGGAAGCUGCACUGCACCAGGAAUUACAUCCACAUGCACCUCUUCAUGUCCUUCAUCAUGAGAGCCAUCGCCGUGUUCGUUAAGGACAUCGUCCUGUUCGAGAGCGGAGAAUUCGACCACUGCUUUGUGGGCUCAGUUGGCUGCAAGGCUGCCAUGGUUUUCUUCCAGUACUGCAUCAUGGCCAACUUCUUCUGGCUGCUGGUGGAAGGCCUGUACCUACACACGUUAUUGGUCAUCUCUUUCUUUUCAGAGAAGAAGUAUUUUUGGUGGUACAUUCUCAUUGGCUGGGGUUCACCUACGGUAUUUAUCACAGCUUGGACAGUCACCAGGAUCCAUUUUGAUGAUUCUGGGUGUUGGGACACCAUUGAAUCCCCUUUCUGGUGGAUCAUCAGAGCUCCCAUUUUGAUUUCCAUUUCGGUAAAUUUUAUUUUUUUCAUCUGCAUCAUCAGGAUCUUAGUUCAGAAGCUGCACUCCCCGGAUGUGGGGAGGAACGAGAACAGUCAGUAUACGAGACUGGCCAAGUCCACCCUUCUGCUCAUCCCGCUGUUCGGAGUUCAUUAUAUCAUGUUCGCCUUCUUUCCCGAUAACUUCAAAGUGGAGAUCAAGCUGAUUGUUGAACUAGUCCUUGGAUCAUUUCAGGGCUUUGUUGUGGCUAUUCUCUACUGUUUCCUUAAUGGAGAGGUUCAAGGAGAACUGAAACGCAAAUGGAGAAGGUGGCAUCUGGAAAGGUUUUUGGGAUCAGAUAUGAAAUACCACCACCCUUCUUUGGGUAGCAAUGGAACUAACUUCAGUACACAGAUUUCUAUGUUGACAAAAUGCAGUCCAAAAACCAGAAGGUGUUCCAGCUUUCAAGCUGAAUUCUCUUUAGUCUGAUGUCUUGGGCCAAUGUAGAACUACAGAGCCAGACAUUUUAUCAUUGAGGACAUCAUCAUAACAUUCUAGAGGAUGACUCUGCUCGAUUGAAAGUCUGAACAGAUUCUGUCUGGAAUUGCACUUUAGUAGGUUUCGGGACCCUUGGAAUGUCCUUAAGCUUGGAGUCGUCCGGGACUGGCCAGACCAUUCGCAUUUCGUUAAAUACAUCGCAAAAAAAAAAAACAGAAGACGUCAAUGGCUUGACUUCAAACUGGAAGGUCUUUUAAUAGUUGUUCAGUCAAGAUGGUCUUCUGAGCUCAUUUGAAACAACAACAAAAAACUUUUUACUGAGCCUGGAAAAUAAUAUAUUUAUUUAGUAUCAAAACCUGUGGAUGAAAUGCUAGAAGAAUCGGCUCGUGGCGCCAUUCCCAUAUAAGCUAAACUGAGCUGAACUUACCGCAAUGACCGCCAUUUGUCGAGUCAAUAGAGACGUGUACGCUAUGUUAUAAAUACUAGAUGGUAUAAAUUGCAAAACUGUGGCCGUUACGUUAAAAAUCGUGACAAUAUCGGGUUUCCUUUUCCACAGUCAUGCUUUUUUUUAUAGGUUUUCAUAUGAGUGAUUUAAUAUACAACCUUAUAGAGAGAAACAAUUAGGAAGUGUGUACUAAGGGGGUCGUUAUCAUAUUAAUAUAUAUAUAUAUUUACGCGUGAGAGUGAGAACAUUAUCUGGAAAUGUAGUGCUGUAAAUGGAAAGCUUAUUUCCUGGUAAUCAUCAUCAACUUCCUUCCCAAAGUUGGCAAACCACUGUGCGUUUUUUAAUUCAAAAAUAUUUGAUUUGAUAGAUAUAUAUUGAUAAGAGAGACUAAUCUCCAGUUGUUUUAAACUAAUAAUAUAGGAACCCAUCAUAUAAGCAAAUGCCUAACAAUUGUUCCAUGUAAGGGUGGCAGUUUUGACAGAUGGCAAGUCAAGGCUGAUAUUCUGGUCUAGUGAUCAUCUCCAUUGGAGCUUGUGUAAAAGGUCAUCAGGCAUAGUUCCCCUUGCAAUCUGAUCAUUUGUUUUGUGGUUGAACCAUUUUAUCAUUAUACUAUGGCCACCCAACGUGUGGGUGAAGAUAUCUCUGUGUAGCAACCUUUAGGUCAACACUGUCUCCAUCAUUACUAAAAUGUUAUUUUAUAGAGAUCUUCUCAUUAAUGAAAUACAAACCUUGCAGAACCUCA